AUGAGGGCCGGCCCGCUCAGCCUCCUGGUGCUCCUGCUCUGCCUGUCCUGCGCCCAGGCCGACGUGGCGGUGCAGCCGGGCUUCGAUGUGGAGAAGUUCUCAGGGACGUGGCACGUCGUGGCGGCCGUGUCCAACUGCUCCACCUUCCAGAGCAUGAGGGGGGUCAUGAAGACGUCGGUGGCCAAGGUGACAGCCCUGCCCGACGGAGAUAUGAGCAUCCUGACCGGCUUCCCCGUGUCUGAGGAAUGCCGGACGGUGAAGAUGCACUUUAAGAAGACGGAGCAGCCCGGGCAUUUCACCAGCGACGAAAAGGGCGCCAGGCAAGACCUGCGGGUGCUGGCCACGGACUACGCCAGCUUCGCCUUCGUCUAUGUCUGCAAGGAAGCCGCGGGGGAGCGCAGCCUCACCGUCCAGCUCUACGCCAGGCACCCCGGCGUGGUCGAAGCGGUCAUGGGCGACUUCCGGGAACACUUCCGCAGGGUGGGGCUGACCGAUGACCUGAUGGCCGUCCUGCCCCGAUCCGACGUCUGCCUCCAGCACCUGAGUGGCUGAUGGGAUCCCAGUCUCCAGCAGCCAGACCUCGCGCUCGCCCCGCAGCAGGAGCUUCUCCGAGCAAGAACGCGGGGCUGCCC
Molecule: messenger RNA, 632 nt
Organism: Varanus komodoensis (Komodo dragon)
Lineage: Eukaryota; Metazoa; Chordata; Lepidosauria; Squamata; Varanidae
Gene: LCN15
Product: lipocalin 15
Exons: 7
Coding region: 1-552 (183 amino acids)
Molecular function (GO): small molecule binding
Source: RefSeq, a predicted model, not a curated record